AUGACAGUAACCACAACACAAAACACCUCGGCCCUGGGAUCCCCGCUCAGACUCGAGCAUGCGACACUCGAGGACAUUCCCGAGUUAAUCGACGUCUGGUACAACGCAUUCAAUACCCCAGAGAUGCUAGCCAUCUGGCCGAACACCCCCGGAGUACGACAAUGGUGGGACGAAGCCAAUCGCCACGACAUGCUACACAAGCCCCAAGAGAAAUAUCUCAAGGUGGUCGAUACCAGGAAUGGUCGGAUUGCAGCAUAUGCCAAGUGGUCCCUUGAAACGGCUGAAGAGCGUGGCCCUCGGUUUCCCCCAUGGCACCCGGACAUGAACCCUGAGCGUAACGACGCAUUUAUCGGAAACAUGGAGCCGGCCGUGCCAGGUUGGUUGGAGGAAAGAAGAAUUUCUGUAUAUCUUGAUAUGCUGGGUACGCAUACCGACUAUCGGAAAAUGGGUGCUGCUCGCAUGCUGAUUGGAUGGGGAUGUCAAAUGGCUGACCAAGAAGGGGCUCUUGCUUAUAUUGAUGCAAGUACUGAUGGUCGACCUGUCUAUGAGAAGUUUGGAUUUGAGGAUCGAAGUGAUUCUGCAAGUGCGGCAGCUGGACUGGCGUCUAUGGUUAGAGAGGUGCGGAAUUGA
Messenger RNA from Aspergillus bombycis, 630 nucleotides. RefSeq lists its product as uncharacterized. The transcript is spliced from 2 exons. Gene Ontology annotation, molecular function: acyltransferase activity, transferring groups other than amino-acyl groups. Bases 1 to 630 code for a protein of 209 amino acids. Lineage: Eukaryota; Fungi; Ascomycota; Eurotiomycetes; Eurotiales; Aspergillaceae. The record is from RefSeq and is a predicted model, not a curated record.